Molecule: messenger RNA, 966 nt
Organism: Fonsecaea nubica
Lineage: Eukaryota; Fungi; Ascomycota; Eurotiomycetes; Chaetothyriales; Herpotrichiellaceae
Exons: 1
Coding region: 1-966 (321 amino acids)
Source: RefSeq, a predicted model, not a curated record
AUGGGCAUCUCUCAACAAGAGAAUGUCAAUGGUUGCCUCGACCAAUUCUGCGACUCGCAAUUCUGCCAAUUGCUGGCCGCGCUGCAAUUCAACCAGUACUCCGACGCAUCCGACGUCCUUGGUGAAGAUCUGCGCCAGCGAUUCCCCCAUGUGAUGUCAUUUUAUGAGCUGGAGAUAGGAUCGUUCCAAACAAUUAUAGCCAGAGAGCAUUGCCCGUCGUGCAGAUUCAGUCUCGCCAUACUCGAAAGCUGCGCUCAGGACAGAGGGCCUCCGGACACGAUAUACUUUGCAUCGUUUCCCAGAGGGCACUUCCGGUUCAACCUUGCCUACCACAAGCCUAAUGGCCGAGCCCACUACCUAAUGAGCAAGUUCGGGGAACAGAUCACAUUCCUCGCGAACCAUCGUAUCCAUGUUCCCGAGGCGGGAAGACUCGUGGACCUCAAAGGUGUUGAUUACCAACGUAUGAAAUCCUGGCUCGCACUCUGCGAGAAAUUUCACGAUGUCUGCCCGUCCACAGCAACUGGGGAGAGCCCGCGUCGCCAGAAUCUUCUCCCUCAUCUCCGCGUUGUCGACGUCCAGGAUAUGUGUCUAACGGACAUUCCAUGGGCGGAGAAGUAUGUCGCCCUAAGCUAUGUGUGGGGAGGGGCAAGUCCUCCUCGCCUUCUAAAAGAUGAACUGGACAUGUGGAUGGUUCCCAAUUCUAUGCAAACUCGGGCACAUACGUUUCCCCAGACCAUCCGCGACUCUAUGGAGGUGGUCAAGAGGCUCGGCUUGCGGUAUUUCUGGUUCGACUCACUGUGCCUAUUGCAGGAUGACCUCGAUGACCUUCGGAAAAACAUCAGCAACAUGGAUAUGAUCUAUGAGAGGGCAUAUGUGACUAUUGUGGCUGCUAAUAGUCCCAGUGCGGAUGGGGGUUGCCGGGUGUUGGAAGGCCGCGCGCCCCGAACCAGAUGGUACAGUGUAUAA